AUGGCCGACUCAAUCACGGAGAAGGAGAAGAUUGCAUUUCCGUCGACUCCCGUGGAUGACGGUCUCGGAAAGUCAACGCAGGAAGUCACCCUCACAAAAGAUGGCUUCAGCGUGCACCCUCAGCCCGUCCCUGGCGACGCCAUGGACCCCCUUAACUGGUCGUCGUUCCAGAAGCACACGAUUCUGGCCAUCGUCAUGGCAUUGUACUUCAUGUUCACCUACAUCACGACGACGACGGUUCCCUCCUUUCCCGAGCUCCAGGACCAGUACUCCCUCACCCUCGAGAUGGUGAACUGGACCGUGGCCAUCCCGGCUCUUGGCCUCGCCAUCGGUCCACUCCUCUGGUCCUCGCUGGCCGACAUCAUCGGCCGCCGCACCAUCUUCAUCGCCGGAACCAUAGUGGCCUUCGCCGCCACCAUCGGCGCCGCCAAGGCCCCCUCGUACGGCGGGUACAUGGCCGCCCGUUUCUUCCAGGGCCUGGGCGUGAGCCCCGCCGCCACCGUCGGCCUGGCCAUCAUCAACGACAUGUUCUUCGAGCACGAGCGCGGGCAGAAGGUCGGCCUCUGGGUGCUGGCCAUCGACCUCGGCCUGCUCACGGGCCCGCUGAUCGGGGGGUUCGUGGACCUGGUCGACCACUACUGGAUCCAGUGGCUGACGGCCAUCUUCUUCGCCGUCAUCCUGGCGGCCGAGCUGGCCUUCCUGCCCGAGACGCUGUACCCGCGGGACUACAUGCUGUCCAGGACGAGCGGCGUCGGUGCCGUCCCCGCCACGGGGGGCGUCGUUGACGAGAAGACCUUCGCCACGGGCACGGCGACGCCGGACUCCCUGGCGGUUUUGAGGACCAAGAAGUUGGCCUUCUUGAACGUGAAGCCCGUGCCCUCGGUAAAACACCCGAAGGCCUGGGCUUCGAUCGUCCGGUUCGGGAAGCUGUUCAAGUACCCCGUCGUCCCCAUCGCGACAGGGGUCUACUGCUUCGGAUGGUACUGGUGGGUGUUGUCCGUCAUCACCAUGAUCCCCGUCGCAUACGCGGAUUACUCGCCGCAGACGCAGGGUCGGCGUAAGGGGAACAUUUCUAACGAAGGGAGCGACAAAAGCCUCUUCUUUAUCGGCCUGAUCGUAGGCACGCUGGUUUCGGAAAUCUUCUUCUCCGGCAAGCUGAGCGAUUGGCUGGUGGUCGAGCUCGCGAAGCGCAACGGUGGUAUCAAGACGGCCGAGAUGCGUCUGUGGCUAGCGUAUCCCGCAGCCGUCUUGACGUCCGUCGGCCUUAUUAUCUGGGGCGUCAGCAUCGACAACGCGUACCACUGGAUGGUCGGUCAGGUUGCUUUCGCGUUGUUCGGUGCCGGUAUCCAGAUGGGCAACACCGUCAUCUGUUCCUACAUCGUCGAUGCCUACCCUCUCCAGAGCAUGGCCGUCAUCACCUUCUACGCCGUGCUGCUCAACCUCAGCGCCUUCAUCGACCCCUUCUUCAUCGCGCCCUGGGUCACGAAUGUGGGCUACACGUGGACGUUUGCGGGGCAUGGCAUCAUCACCAUCUUCUUCUGCAUUCCGGCUUUGGCACUUCUGCAUCUCUACGGCGGGAAGAUGAGGCAAAAGGCUGGUGAGCCUGAGUGGGUGAAUCCGGAGUACGAUCACGAUAUCAUGAGGGAGUCUUGA
Messenger RNA from Colletotrichum higginsianum IMI 349063, 1653 nucleotides. Its product is annotated as Major facilitator superfamily transporter. Gene Ontology annotation, biological process: transmembrane transport. NCBI's taxonomy places the organism in Eukaryota, Fungi, Ascomycota, Sordariomycetes, Glomerellales, Glomerellaceae. The coding region runs from base 1 to 1653 and encodes 550 amino acids. Gene Ontology annotation, molecular function: transmembrane transporter activity. The transcript has 4 exons. The record is from RefSeq and is a predicted model, not a curated record.